Molecule: messenger RNA, 1767 nt
Organism: Drosophila pseudoobscura
Lineage: Eukaryota; Metazoa; Arthropoda; Insecta; Diptera; Drosophilidae
Exons: 3
Coding region: 88-1749 (553 amino acids)
Source: RefSeq, a predicted model, not a curated record
CAUAUCAUUAGUCAAUCAAGGAAACCCGUAACAAACAGACACAGAAAUUUAGUUCCCCUACUAUACAGGAAUUGAAAUACUCGGAAAAUGGCAUUUUAUGGCGGAGUCAAUGCAAAGGGAUACUUUAUUCCCCUCAAAGAACUCACAAAGGGGAUAAAAACAACUCAGAUGAAGACAGCAAUUGGGAAGUGUUCUUCUGAAAAAUCUGAAAAACUCGGAUGUACAUUCCCAUUGACCCCUAAAUCUGAUCGCAUUGGAUGCAAGAAAAUGCGGCCUAAGAAGGAUCAAAAAUCCUCUCCAUUAUCAUCAUCGGGUUCCUCAGCAUCGUGUGGGAAUCCUCGUACAAGCGUUCGGCGUUCGUCCAAAAAUUCUUCAGCCUCAUCGUCGCCUGGAAAAACCUUCCGCAUAAUUAAGCGAUCUGAGAGCCACAAAUCCCAACCCAAUGCGGAGAAGACCCGCAAAUAUACAGCCUCAUUAUCGUCUGGUAGUAGCCGCAAGAAGAACACCCACAAAUCUUCGUCUUCUUCAUCGCUAGGAGGGACAUUCAACAAGGACUCUCGCAUAAACAUAAAGCGAUCACCGGAGAUGCAGAAACCGAUGUCCUCUCCAUACUCCAAAGCGGUCUUUCGUGGAAUUAGCCGCAUAAAGGCCAACCAAUCCUUGCAGACCCGGAAACCUGGUGGAAACCUUCCUCGCAUGAAUGGGGAGAAGCAAUCGUCGGAGAGCUGCAAGUCGACAUCGACGGAUGAAGGGUUUCAUGGAUCCAAACUGAUGAAAAAAACUAAGCAAUCCAAGAAUUUCAAUUUUUCUCCACUGUCAUCGUAUGAUGACAUAAAUACGGAUCUCAUGAUUUCGCUUUCGCCCAUAUCUGAAUGCGCUUCCUCUGAUGACGCAUCUGCUGCUGGAUAUCGCAUGAUGAGACAACGGUCGUCGGAUUUCCAUGUAUCAAUGUUUGAAUCGUCGCCGGAUUCAUGUCUAUCCGAGAAGAAGCCGACACUUCUGGAUUCGACAUCUGAUGAGCUGCGCACCAGAAAGACACUUUUGAAUUUGAUGCACAAAUCGCACCUGCGCACUUCCACAUCGGUGGAAUCAGUGCCUGAGAUUGAAGAUGGGGAUACUGCCACAAUCAAAAGUAGUCCCAUAUCGGAGAAUGGAACACCAAAGUCCCCGAAAGAAAAUCAUCUUAAGGAAAAUGCGAAGACCUGGACCAUGACCUACGACGACUGGCUGGAAUACAAGCGCAUGCAGCGCAAGGAGCAGAAGCACCGACAGAUGGAAGAACGCGCCGCCAAAGAUUCUUACGCUGCUCAGCGUAAGGAAAUAUCCCAGAUGGUCUACCAGAUGUGGCUGAAGAACAAGCAACGUGAGGAGGAGGAACAACGCGUUCAGAAUCACACACAGCUAGCGGCUCUCAAUGCCAGCUCUUCUCUGAAGGGUAAUCCUAUAACAGUGACCGCCGCUGCCAAACCUUCUCGCAACAUAUCCAAGGAGGAAAUUAAUCAGGAGCUUGAGAGCUGGCGUUUGAAGAAGAUCCAAAUGCAGAAGUCCAAGCGCCAGGAGGAAAAACUGGCGAAGAUUAAGCACGAGGAGGAUCUUUUCCAUCGCCAGACCCAGUCCGCAAUGGCUAUUAAGAAGUGGUUCAGCACCGUCCACAAGAAGCCCAAGCCGGUGCCAAUGAACCAGGGCCUCGACUCGUUGCGUGGGACUAUCUCAGAUCUGUAUAUAAAUCCUCAACCAUGGAUGCAGUAAAACAUUUUGUUUUCAGCA